GACAGCAGGUCCUUCAGCGGCUACCAGCCUGCUUUCAGCACAAACGUUGAAAUUCGUUCGGUGGGCUCUAGGCAGGUUGGGCAAAUAUGGAGGAGGGGGGGGGUUGUGGGUGGGCGUGGAAUCUCUGCCCCCCCCCCCGCCCGCCCGGAGCAGCCGAGGGCCCUGGAGGCGGGGGGCGGGUGGACGGACGGGACCCACCCCGCCCCGUCUGGGAAGCGCCCGGCGCCCGCGGGCCUUUCCCGGCAGGAACAGCAGCAGCAGCAGGAGGAGGAGGAGGAGGAGGCAGAAGAGGCGCCUCCUCCCCGGGGCGUCUGGGCAGCGGCUGGAGGGUGGGCCGGGCCGCCCGGCGGAAGGACGGCAGUCCGAGGCGUUGAGGCAGGCAGUGUUGCUGGACUCUCCUCCUCGCAGGCUGGCAGCGGAGCCCAGCGAGGCAGCAGGUUGGCGGCAGGGGGCUGGGGCGGGCGGCCUCCUCCUCCUGCCCCCCUCAAGGGCGCCCUCCGUGGUCCCCUCCCCCGCGGCCAUGAGCUUCCCGGUGACUCGGGACAACGAGGUGCCCGCCCUGGGCCGCCCGCUCCACCUGGGCAUGCUCUACGACCGGCGCAGCGACACCUUCGUCCCAGGAAUGACUCUUUGGGACCCCGAGAUUUUGCAGAAACACGUCCUCAUGAAACCACAACCCAAGACUGAAUUCCAGGUACUUGCUUCUGACAACUACGACCACUUGGCCUCUGCUCUCCACCUCACGUUGCCGCUUAGGGCUAGUUUAUUAGGGGGCCACGUUGACUUGAAUGGACCUGCUAGAUAUUUGAAGGACACCAAGAAAUCCAAAAACCAGGUGCGGGUUGUCCUCCACUCCUCCAUCACCACCCGCUUUGAGGAACUGACCAUGACCCACUUAGGACCUCAGAACGUCACCUACCCAGGUGUCUUUGACCGGGGCGAAGCCACUCACGUGGUCACGGCGGUGCUGUAUGGGGCUCAGGCGUUCUUUGUGUUUGACCGGGAAGUGGCUUCCGUGGAGAAUAAGGAUGAAAUUGAGAAGGACUUGAGAAGCAGCGUCCAAAGCUUUUGCAACAAAGUGCAUGAUGGAGAGGAAACCGCCAACAGACCAGGGAAAGAAAAAACAAAUACAGAAGACUUCAGGUGCACAUUUUAUGGGGAUGUCGCCCUUGAGACCAACCCAAUCACGGACCCUGAUGCUAUGAAGAUUUAUUCUGCUCUCCCUAAGCUUUUGGGGGAAAAGGGAGAGAAGGCCGUUCCUGUCAAGGUCUGGCUGUACCCUCUGGUCAAGCUGGACCCCCGGGCUGCUCAGCUGGUCCAAGAGAUCGGCGCUGACCUCGUCUUGAGAGCUCAAAGUGCUGUCGAGCAGCUGAGUGACUGUGAAGGCCAGAGCCAGGACCUGCUGAGCACCAAUGACCCAAGUUUCCCCGAGUUGCGUGAGAAGGUCCAGCGUUUCCAAGGCCUGUGCAAGCGGCACAAAGAGACGUUCCAAGAGCGAGUGGCAAAGCUCCUGCCAUCCAUCCGAGGAGGUGAGCAGCAGGAAGGCGCCCUGAGGGACCUUUUGACCCAGAAUGAGCAAUCUCCAUUCCACUCCAAGUGGCUCUCGGGAUUUCUGAGCAAGAAGAGUGCAGAGGUGGGUUACGUGAAGCUGUUCAGUAGUAUCCUCAAAGGGGUGCACGUUGUCCCUUCGGCAAGCAAACUCAAAGAAGUGUUGUUGGACCACCAGUAUAAGUACGUCGUGUCCUUCACCUUCACAUCUUUGCAAACGGAGGAGCCGUAUUUGCUAGAUCUGGAAGGCUGGCUUUGCAAAAGCGCAGAUCCAGCUCCCUCCGGUUCAUGGUGUGAGAAACAGACGGCCAAGCAGUGGUUUGAGGAAGAAGAAGUCACCAGAAAAGCCCGAGAACGUGUGAAGUCGUUUGCCGACUUUGCCCAUCUUCAUCAAAAAAAGGGCAAGAUCCGGUUCAUCAUCUCCUCUGUUCCAGAUGUGGACAAUCCUGGAAUUUCCAUUUACUUGUACAAAGAAGGGCAGCUGAUUAGCCGUGACUUUGAACCUCGAUUGAAACCCCCUCCCCUCGCGGUUGGCGAAGUUCGGCAUGACAGCGUGCAGCUCCGGUUUGAGCUGUCGGUCGGUGGCAGAGUAGUGCUGAUAUCCAGCUAUUGUGUGGAGUUCAAGAUCUUGGGGCAGGAGAGCUGGACGGAGCUGAACACAGUCAAUGGAGAGGAGACCGUUGUUGUGAGAACUCUGCUCCCAAAUACCAGCUACCAGUUCCGUUGUUCCCUCCGGAACAAACCAGACCUUGGAGAGAGCAGCAGUAAAAGCAAAGUUGUAAAAACGCUUCCCAUCAGCCCACCUGGGAAACCUCAACAUUCAGUGGUGGCCCCCUCUGCCAUCCGUAUUACCUGGAAGAGCCCGAGCGUCAUUGGAGUGGGAGUGGAUUUAAAGGGGUACAAGCUGAAGUACGCAGAGGCGGCCGCAGAAGGAACCGAGAGUGAGCAGGGCAGCUGGACAGAAGUGACCGUAGGAAAGAGCUGCCGGUGUUGCCGAGUAGCUGGGCUGAGACCAGAGACUUCUUACAGGUUCCUCCUGGUGGCCGUGUCCUCUGAUGGGAGAGAGAGCCCCCCCAGUGAGGAGACUGUCAUUACAACCCUCCGCAAGGAAGAAAAAGUCAGCAAACUUUCCAGUUCAGUCAAUAUCCAGUCUCCAAGGCCUGGGACCAUGACAUCAGGAGAAGGGAGAGAAUCAGAGCUGAGGAUCAUCCUUGUCGGAAGGAACGGGAGUGGGAGGAAGGCCGUAGGAAACGCCAUCCUGGGCCGGAAGGCGUUUGAGUCUGUGCCUGGCGCAAACAAGACCACGGCUGGGAAGUGCCGAAGAGGGGACGGGAACUGGAAUGGCUGCAGGAUCUCUGUGAUUGACGUGCCAGAAAUUUUUGAUUCAGACGUCUGCAACCAAGACUUUCUGGUGGAAAUCAUGCAUUGCGUCCAGCUCUCCAAACCUGGCCCUCACGCUCUGGUACUUGUGACCCAGGCCGGCCACUUCACCACAGAAGAUGAGGCAGCCGUAGAGCGAGUCCUGGACGUGUUUGGGAUGGACUCCAUGAGGUACAUGAUAGUCUUGUUCCCCCAGAAAGAAGAUUCAGGAGGGCGCUCUGUGCAAGACCAUUUACCAGAUAACAAGGCCCUCCAAGAGCUGAUUCUGAAAUGUGGGUCUCGCUUCUGCGCUUUCAGUCUUAACGCAGCCAGCAAGGAAAGGAUGCAGCAGGUCUCCGAACUGAUGUUGAUGCUCCAGACACUGGUUUGCAAGAACAGAGGAGAGCCAUUUGUCAACGCACUCUACACUGAGGCCAGUUUAACCGAGUCAAAGCUCAGAGGUUACGUGGCAGAAAACAGAAAAGCCCGGAGGAACCCAGGGAAGGUGUCAGAGCCAAAGAUGACAAAAUUGCGGAGGAUUGCUUCAUGUGUUGUGGCUGUUGUGGUUCUGUCAUUUACAGUUUCUAAAGCUUUUACUUUUUCUCUAGAAUAACUGUCGGUUCCUCAAUUUUUCUUUGUGCCCACAUUUUUGUUUCUAACCUCACACUUGUUCACAGCCCAGGGAAUACUCUUAGCACCACUUUGUCUUCAAGACUUCGUUGGGGCAUCACAGAGGGGAGACUGACUACCCCCAUGAAUCCUGGGUACAAAAAAAUGCCUUUCGCAGCUCAGCCAGAGCAACUUCUCUUCGUAGCAUCCAGUGUGUACUUCUUUCUUUUUCUUUUCUCUGUUUCUUAUUUUCAGACCUACAUUCUACCUUUUUGGCCUCUGUGUGUCUUUGUGUUGGCCCCACAAGUUUGACCCCCGCCCUCGCUGCAGGAGGCAAAUGAAACCAGAGCCCGGACCAGCUGUUGCUGGAACUGCAAAAACUUUAGUCUGUGCCGGAAAGGCAGACAGUGAACAACGGAAGUAAACCAAUGAAGCAAAAACCAGUGAGAAAAAAAAUUGUAGCUGGAGUUGUGCAUUCAAGUGCCUGCCUAUUAAGGAACGGGUAUUUCAAUCUAUGUAUUGCAGUUUAAUUUUAUAAGAAACUACUAAACUUAACUCUAACGUGGCUGUUUUUUGAUGUCCACGUUUAGCCUGUUGCCCGGGCAUAUAACUUCUGCCUUUACAACAUUUCAGAAUUCUGUGCCUUCUCCCCAUCCUCUUGACCAAAAUGUUGUCUUUCACUCUGGUCCUUCUCUUUCACCUUGGCUGCUGAAAUCUCCCCCACUGCUGCAUCUCGGUACCUUCACUUCUGCCAGCACUCAGAUGCCUCAGUCAUUCCCUUCUCUUGGGAGAGGGACCAGAUGGGACCAUAUACUUCAAAUCCCUGCAUUUCCUUUCUGGACACUUCCAGAUGCUGCUUAAAUGCCUCUUCCGAGUCCCCCUGGGUGGGGCUUUUGAUCCACCACCAGCUACACCACCCUCGGCUAUCUGAAGGUUUGCUUCUCUGCCAGACAUCUCUGCCUUUUUUGAGUAAUGAAUCUUUCAAAGCCCUCCUCAAAAAAACCAUUUAAUUCAAGAUGGCAUGCGAUUGAUUUAAUUUUUCUAUUUGCUGACUGCCUCCAACUGUGAUUUUAAUGUAUGGUUUUUAAUGUAUUUGAUGAUUAUUGCUUUGUUUACAUUGUCCUCCACUGUGACUUCUGUAAGGUAAAAGGCAGCUAAUAAGUGUCUUGAAUGAAUGAAUGAAUAAAUCCACUUUUUCC
Molecule: messenger RNA, 4715 nt
Organism: Sphaerodactylus townsendi
Lineage: Eukaryota; Metazoa; Chordata; Lepidosauria; Squamata; Sphaerodactylidae
Product: stonustoxin subunit alpha-like
Exons: 3
Coding region: 521-3520 (999 amino acids)
Molecular function (GO): GTP binding; protein binding
Source: RefSeq, a predicted model, not a curated record